GUUUACCGAGCGCACUCCGGACGUCGUCCCCGCACGCUGUCAGCUCUUCUCACCUUCUCACCGUCAGCCUCUUUCAGCGUUUUUACCUCCAACGUUGGAAGAUACUUGUCUGUCUACAUUGCUGCCUUCCAAUCCAUCCAUUUGGCACUUACCUCCAUCGCCAUUCUCUCCAGGAUGUCACUGAAGGUACAGACCAGUAAUGUGACCAACAAGACAGACCCAAAGUCCAUCAACUCACGGGUGUUUAUUGGCAACCUGAAUACAGCGGUGGUCAAGAAGUCUGAUGUUGAGAGCAUCUUUUCCAAGUAUGGCCGUGUGCUCGGCUGCUCUGUGCACAAGGGCUAUGCCUUUGUCCAGUACGCCAGUGAGAGGCACGCCAGGGGAGCUGUGAUUGGGGAGAACGGCAGGGUGCUGGCAGGACAAACACUCGAUAUCAACAUGGCGGGAGAGCCAAAGCCCAGACCCAAAGGCCUGAAACGAUCAGCAGCUUCUCUCUACAGCGGCUAUGAGUUUGAUUAUGACUACUACAGAGAAGACUUCUAUGACAGGUUGUUUGAGUACCGUGGCAGAGUGUCUCCUGUUCCACGUGUGGUGCCAGUCAAACGCCCGAGAGUGGCUGUACCCCUCGUACGACGGGUCAAGUCUCUGCCUGUCAAACUGCUGGCGUGUAACGCCUCCAUCCUCCCAACCAGCAACGGCAACAAACAAAGAUCAGUGAAAGGCACAGAGCUUCAGGCGAUAAAGUCAGAGUUGACUCAGAUUAAAGCCAACAUCGAGGCUUUGCUGGGCAGACUGGAGCAGAUCACAGAAGACCCACACAUAGCUGCCACAGAUUUGAUCAAUACAGAGGAGUGCAAGAGUGAGGAGGCAUGGCAGGGAGGGGAGGAAUCAAGUUCAGAGCUUGAAGAUGAGGAUGAGCAGAGACAGAACAGCGAAGCUGAAGAGGAGGAGGAAGAUGAAGAAGAGGAGGAGGGAGAGCACACACAGGAUGACACCCACAACCACAUGGAAAACAGACACCUACCAUCAGAAAUGGACUCCAUUCACCCAUGAACGGUAUUAGGAACUGUGGAGGGAGAGACAGAGGGAGAGAGAGAAAAGCGCUCUGGACAGACAGAACUAGAGAACAGAAAAGGAAGACCAUCAAACAGCAGGGAUCAUGAGACUCACAAGCUCACUCACUAACACAGACAAAACUGUAAAAACACACAGCAAAGAGACAUACUUGACACUUUGUCCAAGCCACAGGAAGAUAAUAAAACAGCAGGUUACUGCCUGACUGCAUAAACUGAAUUGCACACACUAGCACACCAACACACACAUUGAUAUAAAGAAGACAAAAAAACCCCAAAAAACUUAGUGAUGGAGCCAGAUUCACUGUGUCAGAGCAACAGGGGGAUAGUAAAGACAGCAGGCUGUUGUCAAAACACAUCUUAAACUGACAGGUUUUACACACUCACAGAAGAGCUCUCUUUGGGAAAGCUGGAGCUUGUCAGACCGUCUGCUGCUUUAUAGGCCAUAAAAUAUGACUGAAUGGACAACAUAUAGAGAUUGUUAUUUUUAGUAUAGAUUCUUUAAUUUAAAAAAAAAUCCCAGGGGCUAUUAUUGUUGCAGAAUUAUUUGCAAGAGUUGAGCAGAGAGUUGCAUACCUCAAUCAGUGUGUGAGUAAUCAGAUUAAACAUGUAAAAAAAAUCUUCAAAUAUGUACUGAGAUUUGUUCAUGUCUACAUCAGUCAUGUAUUCAAUCUGUGUAUGUUUGUAAUGACAUUUGUAAUCAAAUCCCACCACGCGUAGAUUAUCGGUCACAUUUUGCAAAUCUAAGCAUGCACACCAGGACUUUUCUAAUCGUUCUGUUACAAUUAUAGCCUCAUAAAAUCCCAAAUAUCAAGUGACAGUGUUCUGCCAGGCCGGGCUAAAAUUGCAAGGGAAAUAGGAUGGUAAAUGCCAAACAUCGUGCAAUGAACUAAAAAACAACAUAAAAAGAUGCUGAUGAGCAAAUAUUUCACAUGUGCAUGUAUUCACUGUCGCUUGGGUAGUAUAGGCUCUACACAAAUAAACCAACAUGUAAAAUUAACCAGACAAGUACACAAAGCAGCAACAUUUUACUUGACAGUUUCUGAUGGAUGGAGUGCUGGAGGGCGUAUAUAUGCUUGACGAUUCAUGCUCACACACGUGUGAACAUGCAUACAUGUAUGCCUCCAUGAUUGAAAGACUGUAAUAACCACAUUUUAUUUAUUACAACAAGACACCAACAAGAAUGUCGGUUCACAUCCUGUUUCUUUACCUGUUGAUGAAAUUGAAGUCAGCUCUACGUUUUUGCUGUGUCCCAAAGGAUGUGGAGACAACUCACUGGAUUACUUCAAGUCUCAUUUUUAAUGUAAUUAAAAAAUAAUUAUGCUAUCAUAAUGCAUACUUUCAUUCUUUCAGUCCCGGUUUUGUUUGGUUUCAUAAUAAUUAGAUAAGUACGACAAAUGUAAUGUGUAAUGUACAACAGAGUAAUGUGACAGAGUGGGGAUGCUAAAGAACUUCAAGUGGGAGUGAAUAUCUGUCCAUGUGAAAUCAUUAUUUGGCCAUUUUUUGCACAUUUUACACAAAUAUGACAUCAUUAAGUAGCAUCAUUGAUACAAUUACAGUGACUUACUUAAAAUAACACAAGCCAGAGUCUUUUAAUCAGUACACAGUAGCUCAGGGGAACAUGAAAAAUUGGAAAACAUCUACAGUCAAUCAUUUUUCAGUAGAUUAUAAUUUUUACUUUAAAUGGAAGUAUUACAGCAAAGACUAAUACUUCAAAUUCAGCUUCUAUUUUAAAAUGAAUAAAAAAAUAAAUAAUGAAUUCAAUGUCCCAUUACAAACUGAGCCUGACGCCCUGAAAAUACUAGCUAUUAGGAAAAACCCUUUCAAACUUCAGGUUUUUAGCCUCCAACUAAUAUAAAAGUCUUUGAAACAAAUUGGUUUUAAUCAACAUGUAUGAUUUUACAAAGAAAUUGGCUCAGAGGAUUAUGGGAAGUAUGCUUACAGAAAGACAAACCCCUGAAAUACACUGGACUUAUCUGUGUCACAUUCCAGUUCCAAUGCAGCCACCUGAGUUGAUUAAACCAUCCAAGACAUUGCUUGCAAUUCCACAAGACAUACACCAGUGAAUUCCAAAGCAUCCCAGAACAGACUUGCAGCUCUACAUCACUUAAAAUUGUGCCGGCUCUAGUUUUUACAGAGGCCGCAUCAAGCUGCACAAAGCUGAUAAGGAGGCCAGGAGGCUGGGCACAGAAACAGCAUGGAGAAUCCAGUCAAUUAAAAAAAAUACAUGCAGAGUACACUUUGCUUCUAAAAGGCUACUGAUGUAGUCUGAAGCUGGGCAACGAAGUCUUUAAGUAACACUGGAUGCCUUUUGAAGUCGACAGUUUAGUCACAAGGUGGUCUUUUAUAUUUUUAAAACUGACCAGAUUUUCUAUGCCAUCCCUGUGUCUGACGUUAUGCCCUCCUCGCCAGCUUCUUGGAUGCUUCUGAAAUGCGCUGUGGUGGGUCCUGGGAUGUUGUCUUAAAGCUGUAAUGAAACAGAGUUUCAUCUAGCGUAUUCCCAGGUUAAUAGUCAUAAAAUCUAAUUGAAUAAAUGGAAUGUAGGAAAAAAUCAUUAGAAAACUGACAACAUGUAUAUUCCUCUCUUAUGCAUUAGGCCACCAUAAACCCUUCUAUUUAAAGUGAAUACAUAUUUAUUCAUACUGAGUAAUGACAUAGUGUAGAAUAUUAAAACUUGACAUUUAUGGAAUAAAACAACUAUUUUAAUCACAUUGCUCAGUUGAUAUAAAUUUGUUAUUAAUACUGAGUGAAUUUAUACAACGAAUAAAGUAAUAAUCCCACUGUAGAAGUUGGAUGGUGACGUCAUUUAAACCAAGAGGUUGGAGGCCCAGAAUGAGUCCUUAACAACCGGACACUGCAGCAAUAAACUGGUCUCAGACAGCAGUUGAUAUAAUCUUAAAUGUUAUUGUCUAUUAUACUAUAUACACUAUAAGAUUGUUUUUGAUCCUGUCUAUUAACUAGUAAUUAAUUGGUCAUAAAAUAGUAAUUACAUAAAAUGAUUUUUGGUGAAAAACGCCAAGGUUGGAAAGUACAGUGCACAUUGUCUCUACCAAUGGGAAACAGUCAGGAAAAACAUCAUUUAUUACGCAGAAACAAGAAAAAAAAGUUUGAUUACAUAGUUUUAUUAAAGGAUUCAUUGUUUUUAUAACAUGUGUUUGAGUGCACUGAGAAUAUUUUUGCUGCUCUGUGUUUUGUUUAAAAGAAGCAACAUUCAUUUACACAAUUACUGAAAAACCUGUUUUUUGUGUGUGUUUAUGGUAAGUCAUUCAUUUUGGACCAGUUUCAGGAAUAACCCUAACUAAAAUGAUGUGGGGACGCAGUCAUGCACUGCUGUAACUGUUCAAGAACUUGGUCAUUUUUGCUUUGAGAAGCUCCAUUGUGGAAGUGUAUUACUGUUGCCUGGUAGCAAAGAAAUCUUGAAAGUUUAAAGUAUUUGGGAUGUUUCGUCUGUGUCUAUAGUAAAGGGAAAAAUAGGGAAAGAGGUCAUAAAAAGGUGGAAUAUUGAUUUUUUUUUUCACUCUUUAUUGUUGGUGUAAAUUUGUCUCUGAAUGACUGUACUGCCUCAUCACUGUACUUUCACUUUCUGAACCUUUAUGAUGGCUUUUUUAAAUAUUUUUUUAUCUUCUGUUCAAUUCUUUUUUUAUUACUUACUUUCAGAUUUCCAAAUCUAGUGUAAAUAUUUAUCUGUUACUUUUAAUUUAAUUUGUUACUUUUUCCCCUCUUUUCUUGUUGGACAUUCUACUAUUUUUUUUCUUUUUCCAUUCUGAAUCACCACCAUGUUCUUUAAAUGUCAUGUAUGAAGAGACAGUAUUUAUUUUAAGUAACAAUAUUAUUUAUAUCCCCUUCAUUGUGUAAAUUGGGAAGCCAGUUAAUGUUUGAUCCGUAUUGAUUGUUAAGGUGUUAUUUACAUUUUUAUGGUUAUUAAACACCCUUGAAUAAUCAGGCCUUACUGCAGAUUUUUACCCAUCACGUCAUGUAAAAUUGAGCUAUGUUUGACUAUAAAAUGGUCUCUGUCUUUACUUCUCAUCCUAGAAUGAAAACUGACUAUGAAUUGAAAGUGUUUUAAAUGGUAUAUGGCUCUUGUUUCAGGCUCUCUUCUCUCCUCCCCCAUUUUUCCCACCCCUACCUGCCCCUAAAGUCAAGUCCAUCCCAGUUUGAUUUUUACAUGCUGAUGUUGGCUUUGCUGUUAUUUUUAAUGACUUGUGUAUGAUGAUACUGAAUACUCCGUCAGCACUGAGGGUGCUGGAGGCCUUUA
Messenger RNA from Pelmatolapia mariae (spotted tilapia), 5328 nucleotides. RefSeq names its product RALY heterogeneous nuclear ribonucleoprotein (gene raly). The coding region runs from base 175 to 1053 and encodes 292 amino acids. The transcript has 9 exons. The record is from RefSeq and is a predicted model, not a curated record. NCBI's taxonomy places the organism in Eukaryota, Metazoa, Chordata, Actinopteri, Cichliformes, Cichlidae. Gene Ontology annotation, molecular function: RNA binding. Gene Ontology annotation, cellular component: nucleus.